This is a messenger RNA of Dictyostelium purpureum, 1197 nucleotides long. RefSeq lists its product as uncharacterized. Bases 1 to 1197 code for a protein of 398 amino acids. Gene Ontology annotation, molecular function: ribosomal small subunit binding; rRNA binding; GTP binding. The record is from RefSeq and is a predicted model, not a curated record. NCBI's taxonomy places the organism in Eukaryota, Evosea, Eumycetozoa, Dictyosteliales, Dictyosteliaceae. Gene Ontology annotation, biological process: ribosomal small subunit assembly. The transcript has a single exon.
AUGAUAAAAUCGAUUACUAAAAUAAUAAAUUAUAAUAAUUUUAAUAAUAAUAAAAAUAUAAUAAGAUGCUAUAGUAUUAUGAAAAAAAGAUAUGGAUUUGAAGACCCAAUUCAGCAUCAAUUAGAAUUAAUCAACCAAAAGGAAGAGGAGCUUAGACAAGAGAGAUCACAUACACCAAAAUAUAAGCGUGUUGUAAAAACACAUUCUAUUACUCCACCAAACCUUUACAACACAGAAUCAUUUCGAGUACCACCACCAAGAAAGAAUGCAAAGAAAUUAAAUAUCGCAGUUAUUGGUGCACCCAAUGCUGGUAAAUCAACUUUGGUAAAUGCAAUUGUGGGUGAAAAGGUAUGUGCUGUAUCACACAUUGAACACACUACCAGAGAUGCAAUAUUGGGUGUAUACACUGAAGGAGAUACACAACUAUUAUUCAACGAUACACCAGGUAUGAUCAAAAAUUUCAAUAAGAAUACAAAUGUACGUGAAUUUGUAAAUUUAGCAUGGACUACAGUUAAAGAAUCAGAUUUGGUUUUAAUGGUGGUCGAUGCAACCAAUAACAACCAACCCGAUACUAAAUACAUUAUCAACCACUUGGAAGAUCAAAUGAUCGAAUUAUUAAAAAAAGCAAAAUUAGAAGAUAUAGAAAAUGGCGAAAUUGAAGACGAAAAGGAUUUUAUAUUGGUUAUCAACAAGGUCGACUUGGUCAGAAAGAAGGAGGAUUUGGUCGAACUUAUCUCUGAGCUCAAUGAAGGCAAUAUAUUCAGUGAUACAUUUGUAGUUUCGGCGACAAACAAUGUUAAAUUAGACUCUUUAAAAGAAUAUUUGGUUGGAAAAGCAAAACUUGGUCAAUGGAUCUUUGAAGAAGAGGUAAAAACUGAUCAAACUGAUAUUUUUAGAGCAAGCGAAAUUAUUAAAGAAAAACUCUAUUCAAAACUAAAAGAUGAAAUUCCAUAUAAAGUUAUUCAAAGUACCAGAGGUUGGACACCAACAAAAGAUGGUGCUUUAAGAAUUGAUCAAGAUUUUAUUGUUACAAAAGCAUCUCACAAGUCAUUGAUUUUGGGUAAAGAUGGAUCAGUAAUCAAAUCAAUUUAUUUAGAAGCUAAAAAAGAUUUAGAAAAAGUAUUUAACAAAAGGGUUCAUUUAUUUUUAACAGUUAAAGAAAAACAAUCAACCGAACAUUACGAAUUAGUGGAUUAG